Messenger RNA from Neohortaea acidophila, 2302 nucleotides. RefSeq names its product amino acid permease-domain-containing protein. NCBI's taxonomy places the organism in Eukaryota, Fungi, Ascomycota, Dothideomycetes, Mycosphaerellales, Teratosphaeriaceae. Gene Ontology annotation, cellular component: membrane. The record is from RefSeq and is a predicted model, not a curated record. The transcript has a single exon. Gene Ontology annotation, biological process: amino acid transmembrane transport. Gene Ontology annotation, molecular function: L-amino acid transmembrane transporter activity. Bases 155 to 2014 code for a protein of 619 amino acids.
AACAAAAAGCAUCCCUUUCUCUUCACAUCAUGCAUCUCACUCCUCCUCGUGCCGAUGCAGCAUGCCCUUAAUGUCUAAUCACGACAAUCAUGACCUGUCCCGAGAGAAGAGCUAGUCGCAUAUCUACCCCAAGGCAGCAGCCAACACGUCGAGCAUGGCAGGCCAUCAACGGCGAGAGAUGAACGGCACGCCCACCACACUCCUCCCCCCACGCGACUCCCUCGAACUCGCCAGUCUAGCAUCAACCUCUAAUCGAGAUGGCGCCCGCGAGUCCGAAGAAUCCUCCUCCGCCGGCGUCUCCUCCUCCCGCAACCUCUCCUUCGACGACCCCAUCCACCCCAAUGGCGACCUCCCGCGCAUAGGGCGAAGGAGUUACUCCGUGUCCAGUGCCUUCGACUUCAACAGCGCGCUAUUCCCGCUCUCUUCGUCUGGGCCGGGAUACACCGCGUUGGGAGCGCCCAGCACGACACACUCAGACCCUUCCGCACAGAGUUUGGAGAAGAACAAGAGGUUGACAUACUUGAAUGGCUUGUCGCUUGUGGUGGGCCUCAUCAUCGGCAGUGGCAUCUUCUCUUCGCCAGCGAGUGUGAACAGCAAUGCCGGGUCUCCGGGUGCGGCGUUGAUCGUGUGGCUCAUCGCUGGGCUGUUGGCGUGGACGGGAGCCGCGAGCUAUGCGGAACUGGGAGGAGCCAUACCGCUCAAUGGCGGCGCGCAAGUCUACCUGUCGAAGAUUUUUGGCGAAUGGGCGGGCUUCUUGUUCACGUGGUGUGCUGUGACGGUGCUGAAGCCGGGCUCCGCUGCUAUCGUUGCCAUCAUUUUCGGCGAGUACAUGGUUCGCGCGCCGCAGUCUCUCAGGGUUGCUGACCCAAUGAAUCCGCAUCCUGACCUGAGCCCGUGGAUCAACAAAUCUGUCGCCAUUGCAGGUCUCGUGGCUAUCACGCUUUUGAACUGCGCGUCUACCAAGAUGGGAGUACGCAGUGCAGACUUCUUCAUGUUUUUCAAAUUCGUCGGGCUCCUGGCCAUUACCAUUACUGGCAUCGUUGUCGCCGUCACCGGCUGGUCUGUCAACGCAGACGGUCUCUCAACUGCUUGGAAGGAUACGGAUUGGUUUGGGGGCACGAGCACGAGUGGCAGUCAAUGGGCUGUGGCUCUCUACGCUGGCCUUUGGGCCUACGACGGAUGGGACAACACCAAUUACGUGGUCGGCGAAAUGAUCAACCCGGCCCGCGAUCUCCCCCGAACCAUUCACACCUCCCUCCCCAUAGUCAUUACCGGAUACCUCUUGGCAAACCUGUCCUACAUCUUCGUCCUCCCGACCAGCGUCAUCAACGCGAGCAACACCGUGGCCGUCGCCUUUGGCCACACCGUCUUCGGGCCCCUCGGCAGCCUCUUCCUCGCCCUCACCGUGUCGGGCUCCUGCUUCGGCACACUAAACGCCACCACCUUCACCGCCGGGCGCCUCGUCUACUCCGCAGGCAAAGAAGGCUACGUCCCCAGCAUCUUCGCCACCAUCGGCCUCGGCCAAGGAAGUCCCCCCAUGCGCCUCCCCCGGCGCGGCUCAAAAGCCAAGCGCAUGGAGCGCUGGUUCGCCGACGAGCACGGCUUCUUCCACACGCCCAUCUUCGCCAUGGUGCUCAACGCGGCCAUCACCUGCAUCUACAUCGUCAUCGGCGACUUCACGACGCUGACGACCUUCUACGGCGUCGCGUCGUACCUCUUCUACUUCGCCGCGGUGGUGGGGCUGAUAGUGCUGCGCGUCAAGGAGCCCGAGCUCGAGCGGCCGUACAAGUGCUGGAUUGUGACGCCCGUGGUGUUUUGCUGCGUGAGCUUGUUUUUGCUGAGUCGGGCGAUUUUUGCGAAACCGUUGCAGGCGGUUGUGGUGUUUGCUUUUAUUGCGGCGGGGCUGCCGCUUUAUUGGUGGCAGGUGGGCAGGAGGCGGAGGAGGAACAAUGGGAAGAGGGUGCUGGUGGAAGGGGAUGGAUGGAAGUUUUGGAAACGAUGGACACGGCCGUGAGCAUUCUGCAUAGCGUUUCUAUAUGUAGCUUUGUCGUGUUUUGCAGGUGCUGCAGACAGUCUUCUGUGUAGUGACUGCCUCGCUGCCAUUAUGCGCCUUGAGCAGGAGGGAAUGAGGAUGUCCCUCUUUGUUUCAACGUCCUAUACAUCAUAUCACUUACUCUGCACUGGCGAUACAUCGCCGCGCCGCGCCCUACGCAUCUCCAUUCACAACCCCAUUCACAACCACCCUAUCACUCAGACCGCAGAAACCUAGCAAUGCCCCACACCCGCCCCCCAAAAACAAGCA